CUACCCCUAGACACAAGGAGAAUCUCGGCAAAACGCGGCUGCCUGCAUUGCAUUAGGUGGUGCUUGUCUCUUCUAAAACACACUCAUACACAAAACCCUGCAAAACCCAGAAAGUGAUGUCUACGAAAGCAGGAGCAGCUCCAUCUACAUAUUCUCCUUCAACCCAAAAGAAGAAACCUCAAAAACCCACCCUCAAUCACUCUAAUGGCGUUCGUUCUGAUGGUCGUGGCUUUUACCAGUGUAGAGCUGCUUACUUGAAGACUGGGGCUGUCAAUGCUGCUGGUGGUUCUGCAUAUGCAGAAUUUGGCAACACCAAGGUCAUUGUGUCUGUAUUUGGACCAAGAGAAAGUAAGAAGGCAAUGAUGUACAGUAAUGUUGGCCGGCUGAAUUGCAGUGUCAGCUAUACACCUUUUGCUACCCAAAUUCGUGGACAGGGCUCAGAACACAAAGAGUUUUCCUCAGUGCUCCAUAAAGCUUUAGAGGGUGCAAUUUUACUGGAAUCAUUCCCCAAGACAACCGUUGAUGUUUUUGCAUUAGUAAUGGAAUCUGGUGGAAGUGAUCUCCCGGUUAUCAUAUCAUGUGCCAGUCUUGCUCUAGCUGAUGCGGGGAUCAUGAUGUAUGAUAUGGUUGCUGCUGUUUCUCUGUCAUCUCUUGGGCCAAAUCUCAUCAUUGAUCCUCUUCUAGAGGAGGAACGUUGCCAAGAUGGAAGCUUAAUGUUUACCUAUAUGCCUUCUCGUUCUGAGGUCACACAGUUGGCUAUUACUGGAGAAUGGACAACCCCAAAGAUUCAUGAGGGAAUGGAGCUCUGUUUAGAUGCCUCUAAGAAGCUUGCUGAUAUCAUGAGAUCGUGCCUGAAAGAAGCUGAUUCUCCUUCGAAUGAGUAAUUUGAACCAUUUGCAUGUAAUCACCCCCUUCUUCCCCCCAAUUAUUUUUCUGCUAAAAAAACUCUCUUUUCCAUUCAGAUAUGCUUUCUACCCAAACCAUGAUUUUUUGUUUUUUUUUUUUUUCUUUUUUCGUCUUGAUGGUAGGAAUUUCACUGUAGGAUAUUCCCCAAUUUUGUCACUAAGUUGUUAGAUACUAUUUAUUCCUCUGUAUAUACCAUACUUUCAACUGGUUUACUUUUAAUUAACAACUUUAAAAAAUAGAGAAAAUUAUCAUGUAAGCAUACAAUUUCAGUACUAGCAUAAGAAGAAAGGUUAAUAUCUGAAUUUUUUUUU
Chenopodium quinoa (quinoa) is the source of this 1217-nucleotide messenger RNA. Its product is annotated as exosome complex component RRP41-like. The coding region runs from base 117 to 884 and encodes 255 amino acids. Gene Ontology annotation, biological process: U4 snRNA 3'-end processing; poly(A)-dependent snoRNA 3'-end processing; rRNA catabolic process. The record is from RefSeq and is a predicted model, not a curated record. Gene Ontology annotation, cellular component: nucleolus; nuclear exosome (RNase complex); cytoplasmic exosome (RNase complex). Lineage: Eukaryota; Viridiplantae; Streptophyta; Magnoliopsida; Caryophyllales; Amaranthaceae. The transcript has 7 exons.